Messenger RNA from Drosophila grimshawi, 2572 nucleotides. RefSeq names its product importin subunit alpha (gene Pen). Gene Ontology annotation, molecular function: protein binding; nuclear import signal receptor activity. The transcript has 5 exons. NCBI's taxonomy places the organism in Eukaryota, Metazoa, Arthropoda, Insecta, Diptera, Drosophilidae. The coding region runs from base 284 to 1852 and encodes 522 amino acids. The record is from RefSeq and is a predicted model, not a curated record. Gene Ontology annotation, cellular component: cytoplasm; nucleus. Gene Ontology annotation, biological process: NLS-bearing protein import into nucleus.
GAACUUUUUUUGUAGCGCAAAGUAGGCAUAGGGAUCAAAUUCACAGCUAUAUUUUGUAUUAAACUUUUAAAAACUCACAGUCUUGAUCCGAUUUUAACAGUGUUAACACGCCCGGAAAUUUCGUGUUCCAAAUUUUUUGAUUUCAAAUAAAGUAUAAAAAUUGUUGUUAAAAAUUAUUAAAGGAAAUCAUAAAUUAGCACACCAUAAUUCAGUAAAACAUAUUCAAAUACAAAUACAUAUAAAGGAGCUGUUGAGUGAAGAAUACAUCGAAAAACGUUCCAGGAUGAGCAAGUCGGAGGCAAGCGCACGCCAGGGCCACUACAAGGCCAACACACUGAAUACGCAGGAUUCGCGCAUGCGUCGCCAUGAGGUGACCAUAGAGCUGCGCAAAUCGAAGAAGGAGGAUCAGAUGUUCAAGCGUCGCAACAUCAACGAUGACGAUCUAACAUCACCGCUCAAGGAACUAAAUGGGCAGUCACCGGUGCAGCUGUCCGUCGAUGAGAUUGUGGCCGCCAUGAACAGCGAGGAUGCGGAGCGUCAGUUUGUCGGCAUGCAGCAGGCACGCAAAAUGCUUAGUCGCGAACGUAAUCCACCCAUUGAUCUGAUGAUUGGCCAUGGCAUUGUGCCCAUAUGCAUACGCUUCCUUCAAAAUACCAGCAACGAUAUGCUGCAGUUCGAGGCCGCGUGGGCUUUGACCAACAUUGCCUCGGGCACAUCAGAACAGACGCGCUGCGUCAUCGAUGAAAAUGCAGUGCCACAUUUUAUAGCCCUUCUGCAGUCCAAGCACAUCAAUUUGGCCGAACAGGCCGUUUGGGCGUUGGGCAACAUUGCCGGCGAUGGGGCCGCGGCACGAGACAUUGUUAUCCAGAACAAUGUCAUUGAUGGCAUUUUGCGUCUGAUUAACAAUGAUACGCCUUUGUCGUUUCUGCGCAACAUUGUGUGGCUAAUGUCGAACUUGUGCCGCAACAAGAAUCCAUCGCCACCAUUUGAGCAGGUGAAGCGUCUGCUGCCUGUGCUAUCCCAGUUACUGCUCACCCAGGACAUACAGGUGCUGGCGGAUGCGUGCUGGGCGUUGUCCUACGUGACGGACGAUGACAAUCACAAAAUCCAGGCUGUUGUAGAGACGGACGCAGUGCCACGCCUCGUAAACCUACUGCAAACCGAUGAGCCGAGCAUUAUUGUGCCGGCAUUGCGCAGUGUUGGCAAUAUUGUUACUGGCACGGAUCAACAGACCGAUGUGGUUAUUGCCGCUGGUGGCUUGCCAAAGCUUGGCAUUUUGCUGCAUCACCCCAAGGGCAACAUUGUGAAGGAGGCUGCAUGGACUGUGAGCAACAUUACGGCUGGCAAUCAGACACAGAUUCAGGCCGUCAUAGAUGCUGGUCUAUUUCAGCCGAUACGCCAUGUGCUUGAGAAGGGCGAUUUCAAGGCACAAAAGGAGGCUGCAUGGGCGGUGACCAAUGCAACCACCUCGGGCAGUUCCGAGCAGAUUGUCGAUCUUAUUGAAAAGCAUAAGAUAUUAAAGCCGUUCAUCGAUUUGCUGGAUGCGAAGGAUCCGCGCACCAUCAAAGUGGUGCAAACGGGUCUAUGCAAUCUAUUCACACUUGCCGAGAAGCUCGGUGGCACUGAGAACUUAUGUCUGAUGGUCGAGGAGCUGGGUGGCCUCGAUAAGCUGGAGGCGCUACAACAGCAUGAAAACGAGGAGGUCUACAAGAAGGCAUUUACCAUAAUAGAUACCUACUUCAGCACUGCCGACGACGAGGCUGAGCAGCAGCUAGCGCCGCAGGAGGUUAAUGGCGCACUCGAGUUUAAUGCCGCACAGCCCAAGGCUCCCGAAGGCGGUUUUAACUUCUAGAAGAAAAAACUCGACCAAAACAACCCAUACACAUACACACACACAGAAGUCCCACGCACAUACAAACACACACACAUACGCACACUUAUAUAUUGUUUUCUGUUACUUAUGCGACCGCGCCUACACGAUCCAACACACCAAGUUUUUAACUCACUUUCACCUAAUUAGUGUGUUGCCAAUGCCAUCCCCUAUGAGUGUAUUUAACAUUUGUUACGCCGCACAUUUCCACAUUGUCCCGCAGCAAUAUGGCCAUGAAAACGCAUCCUAGGUUCGUUCCCCAUACUGCAAACUCCCACAUUUAAGAAAAAAAAAAAAAACGCCAGCAGCACUUGUCCAGCUGUGCUGGUUUAAAACACUGAAAUUCAAGUUCAAAGGACGCAGCCUGUUUGCGUUCGCAUGGCCAUUUGUACUGAGUGUGCUAAUUGCGAGUAGAGUACACCCCUCCCCCUAUAUUUUUCGGAUAAUUUUUAUUUAGGCUGCUAUAGUAUGUUUUCAAUGUAUAUGUAUUUAAUAUUUUUUUAGCAAAUCGCUUGCCACCCUAAAUCGCACACAAAACCUAUAAUCACAUUAAAUCACGGCACUCAACACUGUGUCCUCGUCCUUUUACACAUACAUUGUAAUAAAGUACAUCAAUAAUAAUCCAUUUGAAGCUUUUAACAUAAAAUUCGGAGUCUAACUUUAAAUCUAAGAAAAUAAAAAAUUGUAUAUGCUUCAACUGAA